GAGGAGUAAAACUCUGAGAGCCACACUCCACGGGUUCAGUGCAGCCUCUUGAAUCCAAAUCAAGCCCAAAGCUGGGAAUCGGGCACCCCAAAAAGCGGGAUCUGAAACCUGUUGCAAACUUCAGGACUAAGGCGAGUCUGGAGAGCCCCGCUCAGCACGUGGUUCCCAGAAACUUCGAAAGGUCUCGCAGCCUGACUCCGGGCUCUAAGAGAAUAAGAGGAAAUCGGGAAGAUUUCAGCACCGCUCCAAAGCCCAGCCCCGGCCGGGGGUGGGGAGGAAGGGGCGCGACCAGCUGCGACCACAGUGAGUGUUCGGGGACGCUUAGCUGCCUGUGCUGGACGUGGGCCAGGUUCGCUAGGAUUGAAAGGGUUCAGGAAACCCGCCCGGAGGGCACGUGGAGCGGGACGCCGGCCGAGAGCAUGAGCAUCAGAGUGGUAUCACCCCGACUUUGGGGGGUAUACUGAGGCCUGGGGGCCGCAGCCGUUAUUGCUGUUCCACCUGUCACUUCGGACAGUGGGGAGCGAAGGGCAGAGGCGCCAGAGUUGACAGCUCCGUGCUCUGACCACCCCUCCCCGCCCCCUUUCCAGUUCCGCUCCCCGCCCCAAACGGCGCCGUUCCCCUUUUAAAGAAGCGCCCGGGGCUCCCAUCUUCUCCGCGCCAGUUCGCGCGGGGCUGCAGCGACGUUGCCCUUUUAAGAACCAGCCUCCUUUAACUCUCUCCUAACGGGGCGUCCCGGAGGGGCUUGCUGCGCCCAACACAAGCCCGCCUCCCCUCGCGGCACUUCCGGACCCCGGCGUCGCCCUUUUAAGAGGCAGCCCCCAGCAGCGCUCCCCCCGCCCCCUGUUGCCGGCGCGCGAGGUGGGGGAGCCGGGCUGGAGCGGAGCGCGCCGUCCGCGCGGCCACUGGAGACCGGGCGGCCGGCGGCCGAGCAGGCGGCGGCGGCGGAUGGGGACGCGGAGCCGGGCGGCUGUGGCGGCUGUGGCUGUGGCGGCGGCAGGGAAGCAGCUGACGGGCCGGCGGCGGCGGCGGCGCUGGCGGCAGUGACUGGUCCAGGCCCCGGCGGCGGCUGCAGCGACGCGGUGGAGGGCUGCGGGCGAGCGGCGUGAGGAGCGGCGGAGGAGCGCGGAGCUGCCGAGAGCCGGGGGCGCCGGGCCGCCCCUUGUCCAGUCCUCGCAGGCCGCCAGGCCCCCUCCAGCCGGGGCCGUGGAGCACCGGGGCAAAGGCCGGGGCCCCCCCAUGAAGGAGCGCGACGCGGCCCCGGCCGAGCGGGGCAAGCCGGCCACCUACACCGGGGACAAGAAGGCGAAGAUGGCGGCCAAGACCAACAAGAAGUGGGUCCGGCUCGCCACCGUGUUUGCCUACGUGCUCUCCGUGUCGCUGGCCGCCAUCGUGCUCGCCGUCUACUACAGCCUCAUCUGGCAGCCGGUGGGCGCCGGGACCUCGGGGGGAGCCGCCGGCCCGCCCCCCGGCGGCUCCAACGCCACCGGCCCGUCCGGGACUUCGGGGGCGGCGGCCGGGCCCAAUGCCACAGGGUCGUCCCGCCGCGAGGCACCGCGCGACGCGCCCCCGCUGCAGGCGGCGCGGCCCAUGCCUCCGGAGCCCUCUGCAGACAGUCCCCCGGCCGGGCCGCUGGAGCGGCCGCGGGGACCGGAGGAGGACGAGGAGGAAGCGGCGGCGGCGCCCGGGAGUCGUUGAGCCCCUCCGCGCCAGGGGCGGCCGGGAACCAUUCUCCCCUCCCCACGCCCGGAGGCAGGACUUUGCAGCAGGACGGGGCGGGGAGCCCGCGGGAGUGACCCCCACGGGAGUGAACGCCCUCUCUCCCCGCAACGAUCGCCACCUCGCCCGGGGAGCCAGGGGCCUGCAUCCCGAUCUUCAAGCCAAGGGACCACGAUUCGCCGGGGGCUCGGGGUUUGGUCUUCCCAGGACCGUGCUGCGCCAGGGCUCUGAGCCAUAAAGGGAAUGGGGGGAGGGGUGGGGAGAUCCCAGCUCCGAACCCUUUUUCGCCGCUAGCUCUUGUGUAUCCUACUGCAGGAGUGACUCGGGCUUUCCCCCAAGACUCAGGGGAAGGAGGGAGCUGUAGGGGCUCUUCUUUAAUAAGCUGAAGCUCUCACAAGGAGGAGGGCACCAAAAGUAGUGGAGCUCAGUGCCCCCACGGAAGAGGCUUCCUGUUGCGGCCCUAAGUAUCUGGAUAUGGGCCAGGGAAGAAGGAAGGGAAAGAGCAAUGCCUCUGUGCUUCAAUCCUUGGCCUUCUCCUCACAGAGUUCUUUUAGGAAGAGCAAGCUUUUGUAAGUAGAGUGGCUCACAAGUGUUUUUAUUUUAUUUUCUGCUCCUCAAGAUCUUGUCUUGUUCCAGUAAUCACCCUUGCCUUCUUCCCUCUUUGCUGAGCCUGUGACAAUGUAGCCCUGCAAUUAGGGCCAAGUUUGUUGUGAAACCAGAGCGUUGAGCACGUUGUCUGGUUUUGACUUGUAUUAUAGAACCAGAAAGGCUAAAAAGUGAGCUUCAAACUCAGGAUUGUGCUUUGAUAGCCGGUUAAUAGACCAGCCGUGGGAAGGUUCCAUUGGCUUGUCUUUACGUCUCCUGAUAAACCUACUUAUUUGCAGCCUAUACUUUGAGAUGAAAAACACCAAGAGAAAUGACACCUGUAUAGUUCUGGGACAGCAAGAAUUCUACAUACUCAAUUUGGAUUCCAUUUCCUUCUGCCACUUGCUUUUAGGCAAUUGAGUGUGGGUAGUGACAAGAUAUCAAACCCCUUAGUGUUUCCUUUUUGGGAAAUGAGGCACUUUUUAAAAAACAAAAACAAAAACUUAUCCACCUGAGUCCUGAAACAGUUGGUCUCUCCAGUUUUUUGGCCUCCACUCUAGUUAGCUCUGAUCCAAGUUUACAGGACAACAAGCCUUGCUUUAAGCCAUGUUCUGUUGUGGGCAAGAUAACAGCAGCUGAGCUGUCAUAGCCUGGGAGCAGGCUGGUCGCACCCCCAAGGUGUCUUGGCUGGAGGAGAUUUCUGAGCAGCUGAUGUGACUUUGGUCAUUAGGAAGCCUUUGAGGCCUUUUUAAAUUUUCGGUGGGGGGUCUGGGGGUGGGGAAGAAACAUAAAAUGCCACUUUAUAACUUCAAUAAUAGCCUGUAAUUUAUAUUUAUUGUGUGAAUUUUUAGUCCUAUAUUUUAAUAAUUUGUAAAUUGAUCUCUUAUUCCAAGAAUCCUUUGAACUUGCCGGAGAACAUCUGGGAAUCCAGUCCCCUGUCCCCAUCCCUGCAUUCUGGACUGUUUAAUCCACUUUGGGAUGGAUCAAAGAGUCUAGAGAGACCACUCAUAGGUCCAGCUGCUGGCCUCCAGACUCUAAAGCCUUCACUGGAAUUGGGACAUUAGCUCCAGCUCUAGCUGUGAACAUGACCAGAGACAUUAUUUAUAAUUCAGCCAUUUAAGAUAUACCUGUACUCAAAAAGUCCUGUAUAUUUUUUAAAAGUUUUAUUUUUCAGGUGAACAAAAAUACAUUCUAAGAACUCUGCAUAA
Molecule: messenger RNA, 3509 nt
Organism: Felis catus (domestic cat)
Lineage: Eukaryota; Metazoa; Chordata; Mammalia; Carnivora; Felidae
Gene: INAFM2
Product: InaF motif containing 2
Exons: 2
Coding region: 1237-1695 (152 amino acids)
Source: RefSeq, a predicted model, not a curated record